Durio zibethinus is the source of this 2016-nucleotide messenger RNA. RefSeq lists its product as uncharacterized. The record is from RefSeq and is a predicted model, not a curated record. Gene Ontology annotation, molecular function: nucleotidase activity. NCBI's taxonomy places the organism in Eukaryota, Viridiplantae, Streptophyta, Magnoliopsida, Malvales, Malvaceae.
UACCGUUAAUGGAAAAAAUGUUGGAAAACCCAAUUAAAAUUAAAAUGCAUUUUUUACUAAAAGAGUAAUAAUUAUGCUUUGGUCAAUAAAUCAACGUUUGAAAAGACCGAGAAGCAAUAUUGGUCGGUGUCUUCCACGAAAAAAAACGGUUGGCCACGCUAGCAUAGCCCCCCAAGUGGAAAUUAACUGCCACGGAGGAAAAAGACCGGUUCACUAACAUCACUGAACCGGGUUCCCCUUCAAGUUCUAGUCUCCAACUCUAUUUAUAAAGCAGACCCCAAAGGCCAAAACCAACUCAAAAUUCACCGAAAAAAAAAGAAAAAAAAAUACAGUGUGUAUAAAACCUGCCUUUGAAUAGUAAUCGCCAUGACCACUUCCGUGAAGAACAACUUCCUACCUCCUCCUUUGAUCUCCAAUCUCCAGCAAGUUCUUAUAUCCCGAAACGACACCGUUGAACACCAAUCGACCAAUUUCAACUCCUUCGACUCAACCUCCCUGAACUCCUCUCCAUCUUCCUGUUCACGCAAUGAGGAGCCACAUUGCUCUAAGCCAGAGCUUCUGAUCACCAAUGGCGAAGGAAUAGAUUCACCUGGCCUCGCUUUCCUCGUUCAAGCUCUUCUCUCCGACGGUCGUUUCAGUCUUUACGUCUGCGCUCCUCAAUCGGAUAAAUCGGUUGCCGGUCAUUCCAUUACGGUACGAGAGACGGUCGAGGUAUGUUCGGUCGUAAUGAGCGGUGCCCCUGCUUUUGAAGUUUCAGGAACUCCUGUGGAUUGUGUCUCGUUAGCUCUGUCUGGAGCAUUGUUUUCAUGGUCAAAGCCCGUUUUGGUGAUUAGUGGAAUGAAUAGAGGAUCAAGCUGUGGCCACGACGUGUUUUUCUCAGGAGCUGUUGCCGCGGCUAGAGAGGCGCUAAUUUGUGGUGUGCCAUCUCUUUGCCUGUCAUUCAACUGGAAGAAAGAUGUGAGCUGUGAAAGUGAUUUGAAGAAUGCAGCCAAUGUUUGUUUGCCUUUAAUAUACACAGCUGUAAGAGAUAUUGAGAAGGGAAAUUUCCCGGGAUGUUGCUUACUGAAAAUAGAAAUCCCUUCUUGUCCCCUAGCAAACAAGGGAUUCAAAUUGACCAGGCAGAGCUUAUGGAGGUCACCUUUAAGCUGGAAAGCUGUGUCAGCAAAUAGGCACCCUGCUGGUAGUCAAUACCUGUCUAAUCAGCAAAGCCUUGGUAUUAAGCUUGCACAACUCGGCCGAGAUGCCUCUGCAGCCGGUGCGGCAAGGCGAUUAAACUCACAUAGGAAGAAUGUUGAGAUUGAAUCUGUUAGUGUUGCUGGAAAAUUAAAUGGCCAACAUACAGUGAAAAAAUACUUUCGCUUAGAGUUCUUGGAAAAGGAGAGGGAAGAUGCAGACGAUGAUCUAGAUUUCAAAGCACUAGAAGACGGAUAUGUUACUGUAACUCCUUUAUCAUUAUCUUCAACCGAUCAAUCCAAGAUUGAAACCUUGGUUUCAAACUGGAUUACAGUUGCACUUGCCAGGAAACAAUGAAACGAAGUUUCCUCUGCUAUUUUGUGUAUUCCAUGUAUUUCCCAUCGUGUAUCAGAUCAGUACGGUGAGAGCUACGAAAAAAUGAGUGAUGUUUGAGUUUGUGUAAUAUGCAGGCUCUAUUGCCUCCUUUUAAUUUAUAUGUUUGGCAAGUUGCCGGCCGGUAAAAAUUGCCUGGCAACUCAUAUUACCUAUGGUGCUUAAUUGUUUGGACUGGGUAGCAAGCAUUAUAUUCUUGAUGGUUAAAUUUUCAUUUGGGACUGAAAUUCGGAAACAAGACUUGUAGCAUAUGGCAACAAAUGCUCAUGCCAGUGACAUUUUCCCUGUCAAAUGUUCAUAGCUUUCUAUAUUUCCCCUUUCCUUUCCCUAAUUCCUCUUCUUUUACUACAGAUGUCCUUUAGGUUGUAAAAAAAUUGUAUCCUAUACCAAAAUACACAACAAGCAGGUCCCUUGAACAUCUAUACCCUAUAUUAUCAAACUCUGCUGUUG